AUGGAUUACGGUGGCUGCCAGUACCUGGUUCCCUGUGGAAAAGACAAAUUCAUCUCCAAAAAUGAGCUGCUCUUACACUUGAAGACCUACAACAUCUACUACGAGGGGCAGAACUUACAGCUGCGGCACCGGGAGGAGGAAGGAGAGCUGGUCGUGGAGGGGCUGCUGAACAUCUCGUGGGGCUUGAGGAGACCCAUCCGCCUGCAGAUGCAGGACGACAACCAGCGCAUCCGCCCGCCCCCCUCCUCCUCCUCCUGGCACUCGGGCUGCAACCUGGGGGCCCACGGCUCCGUGGUGAAGCCCAGCACCUUGCCAGACAUCCAGGUUACGGAUGCGGAUGCGGCGCCGAACGCGGAGUCUCCCGGGAAUACAGGUUCCAGGCCACAGGGGGAGGAGGCCCCGCAGCUGCUGCGGACCAGGAGCGACGUGGGGGUGCGGAGAAGGGGCAGCUCCCGCACCCCGGGCGAGCAGCGUCGCCUCCGCCGCCACCGCUUCUCCAUCAACGGGCACUUCUACAACCACAAGACCUCGGUGUUCACGCCGGCCUAUGGCUCCGUCACCAACGUGCGGAUAAACAGCACCAUGACCACCCCCCAGGUCCUCAAACUGCUGCUCAAUAAGUUCAAGAUUGAGAACUCAGCAGAGGAGUUUGCUCUCUACAUUGUCCACACCAGUGGAGAGAAGCAGAAGCUGCGCCCCAGCGACUACCCCCUGAUCGCCCGCAUCCUGCAAGGCCCCUGCGAGCAGGUCUCCAAGGUCUUCCUCAUGGAAAAGGACCAGGUGGAAGAAGUCACCUAUGAUGUCGCUCAGUACAUCAAGUUUGAGAUGCCCGUCCUCAGGAGCUUCAUCCAGAAGCUGGAGGAAGAGGAGGAUCGGGAGGUGAAGAAGCUGAUGCGCAAAUACUCCAUCCUCCGGCUGAUGAUCGAGCAGAGGCUGGAGGAGAUCUCGGAAGGUCCCACGGCGAUGUGA
Messenger RNA from Chaetura pelagica (chimney swift), 969 nucleotides. It is a transcript of the gene RASSF2, whose product is annotated as Ras association (RalGDS/AF-6) domain family member 2. NCBI's taxonomy places the organism in Eukaryota, Metazoa, Chordata, Aves, Apodiformes, Apodidae. The record is from RefSeq and is a predicted model, not a curated record. The transcript has 10 exons. Gene Ontology annotation, biological process: signal transduction; positive regulation of JNK cascade; positive regulation of protein kinase activity. Gene Ontology annotation, cellular component: nucleus; cytoplasm. The coding region runs from base 1 to 969 and encodes 322 amino acids.